Canis lupus familiaris (dog) is the source of this 5694-nucleotide messenger RNA. RefSeq names its product ankyrin repeat domain 34C (gene ANKRD34C). The record is from RefSeq and is a predicted model, not a curated record. Gene Ontology annotation, molecular function: protein binding. The coding region runs from base 752 to 2356 and encodes 534 amino acids. The transcript is spliced from 3 exons. Lineage: Eukaryota; Metazoa; Chordata; Mammalia; Carnivora; Canidae.
CCCACGCAGCCUGCCAGCCAGUGCCGCGGCUGGAGACCUGGAGCCGCCAGUCAGCCCUCGGCCCGGCCCGGGACCGAGCAGAGCGCGGAGCGCGGGGCGCAGGAGACCUGCAAGACUGAACUGCGCGCAGCUCUCCUCUUCCACGCCUCCUUGUUUCCCUUAAAAAAAAAGAGAGAGAGAACUCUCUUGUUCUCACUCGAACUUGGCGGAGCCAGGGAGGGAUCAGAAAGGCACUGACGCAGAGGUUUUAUUUGACCAAGUUCUGGGCAAGUCACAGGACCCACGAGGCCGGAGUCAUCCCAGCUCCCGGCGCUUUCAGCCUGGCAGUGCCCUUGGGGAACCAGCUUGAAGCCGAGGGCGGGAAUGCCAGGUGACCCUGGACUUUGCUUUUGGAGUAAUGACCCUACCGGUGGUCUGCGCUCAGGUGGCCUGGUUCGGUGAGCGUCUCCGCCAGUGGUAAUGCACACUUAUUUUAGGAAGUACAGCAAAAAGAAGAUGAAGGCUGCCCAUAAUUCCAUUACCAUUCUGGUGUGUUUCCUGCUGGAAGAACAAUGCAGUAGACAAUCAUUUACGAGGUGACAUGAUGUGCAAAUCGCUGCUAGAUGUUGGGGCUGCAGAGCAAACAAGGGAGACACACACCUUUCCUUGUGGGACUUGAUGCCAGUGGUGCCUACGGGCACGAAGCAAAGUUUCCUAUACGACAACUGAGGUCUGAUCGCCACGGUGGCCCCAAGGCGCUGGCGCCAGUAGGAUGGAUGACGACACAGAGCUGAGGACUGAUGGAAACUCGCUUCUAAAGGCUGUGUGGCUGGGGAGGCUCAGGCUGACCAGGCUCCUCCUGGAGGGGGGCGCUUAUAUCAACGAAAGCAAUGACAAAGGGGAGACGGCUCUCAUGGUGGCCUGCAUCACCAAACAUGUGGACCAGCAGAGCAUCAGCAAGUCCAAGAUGGUGAAGUACCUGCUGGACCAGAGGGCUGACCCCAAUAUCCAGGAUAAGUCUGGCAAGACAGCUCUUAUCCAUGCCUGCAUCAGGGGGGCUGGCGGAGAAGUGGUCUCCUUGCUCCUGGAGAACGGAGCUGAUCCCAGCCUUGAGGACCGCACUGGGGCUUCAGCGCUGGUCUACGCCAUAAAUGCAGAUGACAAAGACGCCCUGAAACACCUGCUCGACGCCUGCAAAGCCAAAGGGAAGGAGGUGAUUAUUAUAACGACAGAUAAAUCAUCAUCAGGCACGAAAACCACCAAACAGUAUCUCAAUGUCCCUCCUUCACCCAAAGUGGAAGACCGACAGCCACCUCCACUGUGCAUGUCGCCCUCGGAUAUUGAACUGAAAGCCCCAGGCCUGGGCUCUCCACCCAGUGAGAGGGAAGAUGAUUUCUUCAGCCUCCAAACAGGGCAUCUGAGUAGUUGCAACACUGCCAAGGCUCUGAAUGAGCCUGGGUCACCCACCAGGAAAGCAGGGAACCCCAAGAGGGCCCGCCUGCCCCAACUGAAGAGGCUCCAGUCUGAACCCUGGGGUCUGAUCGCGCCGUCCGUGCUGGCUGCCAACACGCGUCAGGAUGAGACCUACGGUGCUAGCGCAGAUGGUGAGGUCAUCAAGAGCAUUAGUGAUAUGUCCUUCCCCAAAAGGGGGCCGCUCUCCAGAACCAACAGUAUCGAUGGCAAAGACCCCACCCUCUUUCCCACAGUCACAGAGCAGGUUCUCAAGAUCCCAGCCUCCCCGGCACCAGCAUCCUGGAAGGCAGUCUAUGAGAAGGGCCAGGCUUCCCACCCUCGCCUGGCCCGAAGAGGAACUCUCCCCAUCGACCAGGAGAAGGCUGGUGUCAGUGCCACAGGGUCCCCCGCUCUCAAAGAUUCAGUGUCCCUCAAAUGGCUAGAGAAUGACCUGCAUGACUUAGAUUUACAGGCAGCAGCGGAGCAGCUCAGCUCUGUGUCCCUAGAGCCAAGCAAAGGACCCUUGGACAGGAAGAGGCUCAACGGCUCCCACCUGGCCCUCUUCCAUGGCUCAAGGGAGUCCCUGGACGCUGCACCCAGCACGUCCCCCAGCUCAGCACGCCGCAGACCACCGCAUCUUCUGGAGAGGCGAGGUUCUGGAACUCUGCUGCUGGAUCGAAUUUCGCACACCAGGCCCGGCUUCCUCCCGCCUUUAAAUGUAAAUCUGAACCCACCCAUCCCAGAUAUCAGAUCUAGCAGCAAACCUCCUUCUCCACUUGCUGGCGGCUUAAAAUCCAUGGUUCCUGUUGCGCCAAGUUCACCAAAGAGAGUUGACUUGAGAAGUAAAAAGAAGCUCCUCAGGAGGCACUCUAUGCAAGUGGAGCAGAUGAAGCAGCUAUCUGACUUUGAAGAAAUCAUGACCUAGAAGCUUUCAGAGGGGUUUUGAAAAAAGACUGUAGUUAAUGAAAGGCUCUGUAAUCUUGGCCAACAGAGCCAUGCAGACCCUGUGCAUCCCGUUCAUCCCUUAGGGCUGGUGGAAGAUGUGGAACAAAGUGCUGUUUCCUUUCUGAAAUGGUCUCUGGGUUUUUACGGGCUUACUUGAAGAGAGCUUGGAAUAAUUGGGUUCUAGACAGGAAAUCAUCACAAAAAAAAAAAAAAAAAUUCUCCAAAGGAAGAAAGCCUCCGGGGUUUGGAAGGAGCACAGCAAGCACAAUGAUCUAGGCUCAGUUCUCCUCUGCCAGACAGACAAGAACUUAGAGCCUACAACAAUAUUCAAAGUAUGCCCUUUGUAAUAAAUCUAUAAAGUGCCUACAAAGAAGAUGAGGCUUUCACAUUUGUCGGGAUGUGCGAAAGCUCCAAACCAACCCUGAAGCCAGGAAAUCUGGUAGCUGUGCUCUGUUGGAAGGAGAAGUGAGCUCCCCUGUCAGGGGGCUCUAGCAGGUAGGGCACCAUCCAGCACGGCACACUUGAGAUCUUUCCAAACCCCAGUUACACACUGUGUUCGCACGCAUAUCUGGAUGUGCUUCCCCAACUAUCAUAACAUGUCCCCCAAAUUCUGAUGUGCCACACUCGUUGAUGCCUCCGAGAGACAGUCCUGCCUCCCUCCCGCCCCGAAGCAAGCUCUGCGUUGAAAGCUUGUGAAAAAACAGUCAGGGUCUGUUCAUUAAUUUGGAAUGUGUUGAAUGUGAUACAAUUUCCAGAAUAGACCUGUUUCAUGCUUGUUCUUAAGAAAACUUGAUGAGAGAUCCCCAAAGCCAGAGCGGUAACUAAUGAUGGGGUAUAUACAGAUGAAAAGCACAAGUGGGUGGUUCUCAGGCCAGAAGCAGUGGGGACUGGACUGAAUUAUAUAGCCUGAAAAUGCUAAGGGGUGCAGACUGUCAUUUCAGCUACUCUUGUAGAGGUAAUUCAAGAAAAAUCCAGUUUCUGCUUUGCCUGAAUUUUCCACGUGAUAGGGGAUUUGUAAAAAUAACCUCCCUGAAUGACCCUCUCCAGCCACGUUGCACUCACCCCAGGAGGGAAGCAGAGACUUGGUACAUUUGGAGGAUUGUAGCUGUGUUUCAGAUGAAGGUGUUCCUGGUUAUCUCCCAUCUACUUUUCUUUUCCUGCUGCCCAGACACAUUUGCUCUAGGGUUAGAAGAAUUUGGUGAUCCCUGGGCAUCUCAUCCCAGGAGGAAUGAGUAAAGGCUCUGAGAUUUGGGUUUGUAUCCUUGUUUCAUCAUUCACCAGCUUUGUGAUUUUCCUAAGCCUCCACUUCCUCAUCACAAAAGGGGGUUGACAGUGUUUCACCUUGAAAGGGCAAGGGAGAGUGAAGUGCAGUGUGCCCGAGAGAGCCUGCUGCCGUGCCUGGCACGGAUAAGUAAGUGGAUGGGAGGUAGCUAAUUCUGAUUCACAUCUUCAGACCUCUGAGGCUUCCCCAUCUCACAUGAUGCAUGAUAUCCUACACAAAAUGGACUAAAGUCCAGCUGAAAAAUUCAAGUGUCUCCUUGAGACUCCCAGUGAUUCCAUAAUACUGAGCUCUCAGUAUGUUGGCAAAGUAGAAUAUAUUUGGCCACAUCUGCCAGACAUUUAUCCCAAACAAAAAUGCUGAUGAUGUUUACAAAUAAAUCAAAUAUUUAUUUUUUAAUCAUUCCGUUGGGGCAGGCCCAUACUCAACCUUGGCACUACUGAAAUUUUAGGCUGGAUAAUCCUUUGUUAUGGGAGACUGUCCUGUGCAUUGUAGGAGGUUCUGCAGCAGCCCUGGCCUGACACCCACCAGACACGGGUAGCAUCUUCCUCCUACAUGUGACAACCAAAUACGUCUCCAGACAUGAUCAGACAUGUCCUGGGGGCACCAUCACCUCGGCUGAUCACCACUGCUCUGGGAGGCUGACAGUGCAUCUGGCAGAAAUAUGUGGAGACCAACAAAGCUGCAUGGAGGUGUGGGUCUGGCUGGGUCAGCCCUCGCAUGGACUUGAAGCCAAUUGAAUUGUGCUUUUGUAGGAUGAUUAAUCGAUUCAUAACUUGGGCCCUUAGGAUUCUUGGCAAAAUACAAAUGGGUUGCUAGUGGCCUCUUGUACUUUGCAGGGGGGAAGAAAAGCAUGUAAACUAGUGAAAACAGAGCUCAGGAACCUGGUUUAGCGUGGACAAUCCAUAUGCUUCUCGGGACCACUGAGUCACGAAAAGUCCUUACCAAAUGGACAUGAUUACAGGCAAAGAAACAACUCUCCAAUGCAUUAGAGAGAAUCACACAGACAACCAUUGUUCUCAGCAGCUCAUUAAAUACCCAUACACACUCAUGUGCACACACAUGCUACACACAUACACUCCAAUUGUCGUUAGUGCCAGGGAAAACUAACGUCUGCUAGUAGAUCUAGUCGUGGGGAUCUCAUAGACCUACUAGAUCUCUGCUAGUAGAUCUACCACUGCACAUGUCCAUUUCCCCAAACCUUUAGCUAAGACUUGAAAGCCUAAUUUAUCCUAAAUAGUGAGUGAGGCACAUUCAUAACAAUUAGCUUACAUGAGACAUGAAACGUGAUAGCUAUUUAUCCAGAAUAACCUGUCUGUCCCACGAAUGCCUACAGCAGGUGCUCUCAGGGCACUCACAGCCUGCCUCCAUCAGUUAUGACCUGUCCAUUGGCCUUUCUCUGGACAGUCUCCAGGAGAGAACCUUCUUUCAUCCCUGUUUAAUGAUGCAUUAGCUGGAUUAGACUGUUCCAAACCAGUGCGACCAAAACUCUUUAUCACGGUUAGUGCGUAAGUAGGUGAUUUUGUCCACGUUGACAGACCUCACAAGGAUGCUUCUUAAAAGUGUACUUUAGAUUCAACUAUGUUUUCUAGACCAGAGAUUAGCUUUUCUUUUGGAAAACUACUAUCACUACAGAAGUUAGCUGCAAACUGUAGUUGUAAUUACCCAUCCACUUAACUUUCUGGAAUAUUUAUCAAAAUAUAUUAUAGAACAGGAGCCUAAAGUUUCAAAGUCUGGAAAUUCAGUUUAGUUUCUAGACACUCCAAAGCCAGUUUUUGUUUGUUUGUUCAAACCCAUUGUCAAUUAUUCUAGAAUUUCAUCAGGUAAACAGUAUCUUGCAAAAUGCAGGCUGUGUCUGACCUUCCUCCUUUGUGUGUGUUGGUGCUUUGGACAUAUCGUGUGUUGCUUGAAUCGGUUCUCUGUGGCAUUAUACUCUAGUCUCAAGCUGACAAUGUGCUCAAAGAUAUUUCAAAAUGCAAGUAAUGGAGCUUUUUAGGUACCUCUAACAUGUCAAUAAAAGAUAUAUUGCAAUCCUUCCA